CACCUUGAGGCACUGAGUCUGCGCAGUAGAGGUGUAGCGUUUGGGCUAAAAACGAAGCCCGCGCCAGAGUAUCUAUCUUUCAAGUAUUCGCCUUCGAAUAAUUUAAACCUACUUCGGUAUAAUGGCCAGAGAUAACACCUUUCUCGCGGGUGGCGUGCGAUCCUAAGAAAGAGCAGAAUGCGGCCGUGCCCCACCUUCCUGCUGGUGCUGCUGCGCUGGGUGCGGUUGCGCAUGUGCGCCAGGCGGUGGCGCUACAGCAAUGGCAACAACAGUAGACUACCUCUGUGUGUGAGACAGAGAUGGGCCUACCUCAAACUGAUGGUUAACUCCCUCUAUUACAACUCCCUCACCAACUCUGAUGUCGUCAUGGACUCACUGAUGGAACCCAUCUUCUGGAUGGUGGACCUACUUACCCGCUGGUUCGGGGCGGUGUUUGUCUGUCUGGUGGUGAUAUUGACCAGUUCUAUCCUGCUGAUAGCCUACGUGGGUCUGCUGCCCCUGAUUCUCAACACCUACUCUCCACCCUGGAUAGUCUGGCACAUCGGUUAUGGACACUGGAACCUCAUCAUGAUUGUCUUCCACUACUAUAAAGCCACCAAGACCUCCCCAGGAUACCCCCCUACGGUAAAGAAUGACAUUCCGUUUGUGUCCGUGUGUAAGAAGUGUAUCAUCCCCAAACCAGCCAGGACUCACCACUGUGGAAUCUGCAACACGUGCAUUCUGAAAAUGGAUCAUCAUUGUCCGUGGCUGAAUAACUGUGUUGGCCAUUUUAACCAGCGCUACUUCUUCUGCUUCUGUCUCUCCAUGACCCUGGGCUGUGUCUACUGCAGCAUCAGUGGCCGGAACCUCUUCCUAGAUGCUUAUAGUGCUAUAGAGCGCUUCAAACACAUGGACUUGGAUAAAUCAGGUGUCCCGGUGACAGGGAUGGGGCAACUCAUAGGAAUCUUACCUCCUGGGCAGGUAAGCACCUACCAGACCCCUCCUCCUCCCUACACGUUCAGAGACAAGAUGUUCCACAAGAGUAUCAUCUACAUGUGGGUAUUAACUAGCACGGUGGCCGUAGCUCUGGGGGGGCUGACUAUCUGGCACGCAGUGCUGAUAUCCCGAGGAGAGACCAGCAUAGAGAGACACAUCAACAACAAGGAGGCCGAACGCAUGGCCAAACAUGGCAAGGUGUACAAGAACCCCUUUAACUAUGGCAGACUAAACAAUUGGAAAGUCUUCUUUGGUGUGGAGAAGAGAAGUCAUUGGCUGACGCGAGUCCUCCUGCCCUCUGGACAUGCCCCCUAUGGGAACGGCCUGACCUGGGACAUCUGUCCAAUCAGAAAAGACAUGAUUCCCGUCUGAGCCAAAUAGAAAAUAACUGACUUGAGACAUCUACCCAAUGAAGAAAUACCUGAUGGCUGUCUGACCCCUGACCACACAGACUCUGUCUACAGAGAGAACUACAUCUCCCUGUCGCCCCUGUUCCCUACAGGUGCUGAAGACCGAUGACCAGGUUAUAUAGAUGAGAAGUGGAGUUCUGAGCUGGAGAGUGAGAACUAAGUCGUCCACAGGGAUGGCCAGCAGGGAAGAGAUGGGGAAUGUUUGCAGCGCCCAAGUGAAACAAACCUGGUCAUUUCCAUGUAAAAGGACCCAUGAGCACCAACAUGUGAAGUUCAUAGGAGCAUGUCAAAUUGGGUGUCAAAUGAAAGCUAUGAGUCAAUAUUUUUGAGAAAUUAAUGCAUAUAUACAGUUGAAGUCAGAAGUUUACAUACACUUAGACUGGAGUCACUUAAACUUGUUUUUCAACCACUCCACAAGUUUCUUGUUAACAAACUAUAGUUUUGGCAAGUCGGUUAGGACAUCUACUUUGUGCAUGACACAGGUAACUAUCACAAUUCCAGUGGGUCAGAAGUUUACAUACACUAAGUUGACUGUGCCUUUAAACAGCUUGGAAAAUUCCAGAAAAUGUCAUGGCUUUAGAAGCUUCUGAUGGGCUAAUAUACAACAUUUCAGUCAUUUGGAGGUGUACCUGUGGAUUUAUUUCAAACUCAGUGCCUCUUUGCUUGACAUCAUGGGGAAAUCAAAAGAAAUCAGCCAAGACCUCAGAAAAAAAUUGUAGACCUCCACAAGUCUGGUUCAUCCUUGGGAGCCAUUUCCAAACGCCUGAAGGUACCACGUUCAUCUGUACAAACAAUAGUACGCAAGUAUAAACACCAUGGUACCACGUAGCCGUCAUGCAUCUCAGGAAGGAGACGCAUUCCGUGUCCUAGAGAUGAACGUAUUUUGGUGCGAAAUGUGCAAAUCAAUCCCAGAACAACAGCAAAGGACCUUGUGAAGAUGCUGGAGGAAACGGGUACAAAAGUAUCUAUAUCCACAGUAAAACAAGACCUAUAUCGACAUAACCUGAAAGGCCGCUCGGCAAGGAAGAAGCCACUGCUCCAAAACCACCAUAAAACCAGACUACGGUUUGCAACUGCACAUGGGGACAAAGACCGUACUGAUGAAACAAAAAUAGAACUGUUUGGCUAUAAUGACCAUCGUUAUGCUUGGAGGAAAAAGGGGGAGGCUUGCAAGCCGAAGAACACCACCCCAACCGUGAAGCACGGGGGUGGCAGCAUCAUGUUGUGGGGGUGCUUUCCUGCAGGAGGGACUGGUGCACUUCACAAAAUAGAUAGCAUCACGAGGCAGGAGAAUGAUGUAGAUAUAUUGAAGCAUCAUCUCAAGACAUCAGUCUGGAAGUUAAAGCUUGGUCGCAAAUGGGUCUUCCAAAUGGACGAUGACCCCAAGCAUACAUCCAAAGUUGUGGCAAAAUGGCUUAAGGACAACAAAGUCAAGGUAUUGGAGUGGCCAUUACAAAGCCCUGACCUCAAUCGCAUAGAAAAGUUGUGAGCAGAACUGAAAAAGUGUGUGCGAGCAAGGAGGCCUACAAACCUGACUCCGUUACACCAGCUCUGUCAGGAGGAAAGGCCAAAAUUCACCUUGUUUAACUUGUUGUGGGAAGCUUGUGGAAGGCUACCUGAAAUGUUUUACCCAAGUUAAACAAUAUAAAGGCAAUGCUACCAAAUACUAAUUGAGUGUAUGUGAGCUUCUGACCAACUGGAAUUGUGAUGAAAUAAAUAAAAGCUGAAAUAAAUCAUUUUCUCUACUAUUAUUCUGACAUUUCACAUUCUUAAAUUAAAGUGGUGAUCCUAAUGGACUUAAGACAGGGACUUUUUACUAGGAUUAAAUGUCAGGAAUUGUGAAAAACAGAGUUUAAAUAUAUUUGGCUAAGGUGUAUUUAAACUUCCGACUUCAACUGUAAAUGUUUAAAUGAUUUUUACAUCCUAAAAAUGUGGAAUAGGCAAACACUUUGAUUUUUUGUCAAACAGAUGGAAAAGGAGUCUUGGAAGACAUCUACCAGAAAAAGUCUUAAAAUGUAUUAGAAAUAUAUCAAAAGACAAUACUAUUGAAGUAAAGACCCCUGCCAACUAAUGGCAACACAUUUUAGCUUAACUUUUUCUGCCUUCUGUAAGUUUGAAGAAACUUUGCCUUGAAAUUCCUUUACCAAAAACCCACAUAUCUUUAAGGUAUUUAAAACAUUUCUCCUUUACUUGUUACUCCUUCCAGAAGUAACAAGUAAAAGUAGAACUAUCAAUUAGUGAUAUUGUUUUUACUUAAUGAAUUAAGGUAUUAAAACUUUUAAUUCUGUUACCAAAUUGGUAACAGAAUUUCUGCAAUUGAAUUGGCUACAAUGGGAAAUCAUAGUAUUCACAUACCACAGUUGUGUCACCUGCUACUGUCCUCCCUUCCACUGGUAUACUUUUAUGUUCAGCUUAUAACGGUUUUGUUUUGGUCUAGUGGCCAAAGUCACUAGACAGAAAUUAAUUGUAACCUCUUAACAGCUUUUACGGACACCUACCCAUGAGUCCUCUCUUUCCAUUUACUGAAACCAGCCUCCUCCUCUACUGAGCAUCGGACGUCCAUGGACGUAAAAAGUAGUUAAAAUUUGGUUCAAUCUGCCCUGGCCUUGAUUUCAUUGCCCACAGAUGUUUUUUGGUCCGGACCAGCCUUGGUUUCAACAUCCACAAACGUCUGGACCGGCCUUCAUUUGACCCAAACAUAGUGUUUCACAAGUUUGAACAGUACACUACAGUAGAGUAUCGUUCAGUACAUUACAGCACCGUAGGUGAAGUACAGUUAAGUAUACAGCACCAGUCAACGGUUUGGACACACCUACUCUUUCUAGGGUCUACAUUGUAAAAUAAUAGUGAAGACAUCGAAACUAUGAAAUAACACAUGGAAUCAUGUAGUAGCCAGUUGUUAAACAAAUGUAAAUAUAUUAUAUUUGAGAUUCUUUAAAGUAGCCACCCUUUGCUUUGACAGCUUUGCACACUCUUGGCAUUCUCUCAACCAGCUUCAUGAGGUAAAUGCUUCACAGAGUUCAAGUAACAGACACUUCUAACAUCAACUGUUCAGAGUAGACUGCAUGAAUCAGACAUUCAUGGUCGGACCACUACUAAAGGACAGUAAUGAGAAGAGACUUGCUUGGGCCAAGAAACACGAGCAAUGGACAUUACACCAGUGGAUAUCUGUCCUUUGGCCUGAUGAAUCCAAAUGUGUGAUUUUUUUUUUUUUCAGUGAUAUGCCAUCCCAUCUGGUUUUGACUUUGUGGGACUAUCAUUUGUUUUCCAACAGGACAAUGACCCAAAACACACCUCCAGGCUGUGUAAGGUUUAUUUGACCAAGGAGAGUGAUUGAGUGCUGCAUCAGAUGACCUGGCUUCCACAAUCACACGACCACAACCCAAUUGAUAUGGUUUGGGAUGAGUUGGACCACAGAGUGAAGGAAAAGCAUCCAACAAGUGCUCAGCAUCUGUGGGAACUCAAGAGAGGAAAAGCAGAGUGCCAAGAGUGUGCAAAGCUGUCAUCAAGGCAAAGGGUUGCUACUUUGAGGAAUCUAAAAUAUUACAUGAUUCCAUAGGUGUUAUUUUAUAGUUCUGAUGUCUUCACUAUUAUAAUAAAAAUUAAAGAAAAACCCUUGAAUGAGUAGGUGUGUCCAUAUUUUUCACUGGUACUGUAGUUCAGUACAGUGAAGAAAAGUAGAGCACACAAGUUGAGUACACAAAUGACUGUACUGAACUACACUACCGUUCAAAGGUUUGGGGUCAUGUAGAAAUGGUCCAUUAAAAUAACAUCAAAUUCAUCAGGAAUACAGUGUAGACAUUGUUAAUGUUGUAAAUUACUAUUGUAGCUGGAAACAGCUGAUUUUUAAUGGAUAUCUACAUAGGUGUACAGAGGCCCAUUAUCAGCAACAAUUCUCCCGUGUUUCAAUGGCACGUUGUGUUAGCUAAUCCAAGUUUAUAAUUUUUAAAGGCUAAUUGAUCAUUAUAAAACCCUUUUGCAAUUAUGUUAGCACAGCUGAAAACAGUUGUGCUGAUUAUAGAAGCAAUAAAAAUGGUCUUGUUUGGUGGCAUAGCUCAUUAAAAUAAUAGCCAAGUAUGCAAAGAAUGAUAUUGCAUAUUUCUACCUUUGUCUAACUAUUUAGGAUACAUCACCAUGAACAGAAUUAAAUCCAUAAUUUUGCAUUUCUGUGUAGUACAGAUCAGGGACCCAUGAUAAAAUUCUGUUACCAGGUAUAAAUCCACUUCACUUAUUGUAAUUCCAAACUCAAGCUGUUAUCAUAGCUGACACCACAUUCUUUCUGCAGACAUUGAAUCUAGAUAUUUAAACGUUUUUGAAAAUGUGGUCAUGUAAAAAACUGAGGGAGAUUUUAAUGAAAUGAUGUUACCGAAAUUUGCACCUGCACAGUUCUUCCAGUAAAUGUGUUUUUGUAAAAUGUUCAGUGUAAAUUGUUGAAAGUUGUCCUUGUGCAUAGAUGUGUUUGGUUUGUUUAAAAAAAUGUUUUUGUUUGGCAGAUUUGAAGUGUAAAAUCUGACUCAGCGCAAUUCAGUUUACCGUGGAAUUGCCCCCCUACAAAAUGUUUAAAACCUGGUCCUCUUUAAAAAAUAAAUAAAGGAGAGCCGCACACUC
This is a messenger RNA of Oncorhynchus nerka (sockeye salmon), 5993 nucleotides long. RefSeq names its product zinc finger DHHC-type palmitoyltransferase 16a (gene zdhhc16a). Lineage: Eukaryota; Metazoa; Chordata; Actinopteri; Salmoniformes; Salmonidae. Gene Ontology annotation, biological process: protein palmitoylation. The transcript has 11 exons. Gene Ontology annotation, molecular function: palmitoyltransferase activity. The record is from RefSeq and is a predicted model, not a curated record. The coding region runs from base 178 to 1347 and encodes 389 amino acids. Gene Ontology annotation, cellular component: Golgi apparatus.